This is a messenger RNA of Nerophis lumbriciformis (worm pipefish), 1768 nucleotides long. It is a transcript of the gene atp5f1b, whose product is annotated as ATP synthase F1 subunit beta. Gene Ontology annotation, cellular component: proton-transporting ATP synthase complex. The record is from RefSeq and is a predicted model, not a curated record. Gene Ontology annotation, biological process: proton transmembrane transport; proton motive force-driven mitochondrial ATP synthesis. Gene Ontology annotation, molecular function: ATP binding; proton-transporting ATP synthase activity, rotational mechanism; ATP hydrolysis activity. Lineage: Eukaryota; Metazoa; Chordata; Actinopteri; Syngnathiformes; Syngnathidae.
AGCCACUGGGUAUAAAGCCGCGACUUCCUCUCGUCUCUUUCCACCUUCAGCCAUUUUUUGUGACGAUGUUGGGAGCCGUGGGACGCUGCUGUACCGGGGCCCUGCAGGCGCUCAAGCCCGGGGUCCAGCCCUUGAAGGCCCUUGUUGGCUCCCCGGCCGUCCUUUCUCGACGAGACUAUGUUGCACCUGCCGCCGCUGCCAGUGUCGCCACUGGACGCAUCGUGGCGGUCAUCGGUGCCGUCGUGGACGUCCAGUUUGACGAGGACCUUCCACCCAUCCUCAACGCCCUGGAGGUCAGCAGCAGAGAGUCUCGGCUGGUCUUGGAGGUUGCACAGCAUCUUGGUGAGAACACUGUGCGCACUAUUGCUAUGGACGGUACUGAAGGUCUGGUCCGUGGACAGAAGGUUCUGGACACCGGUGCCCCCAUUAGGAUCCCAGUGGGUCCAGAGACCCUGGGCAGGAUUAUGAAUGUCAUUGGUGAGCCUAUUGAUGAGAGGGGUCCCAUUUCCACAAAGCAGACCGCCCCCAUCCAUGCUGAGGCCCCUGAAUUCACCGACAUGAGUGUGGAGCAGGAGAUUCUUGUCACUGGCAUUAAGGUGGUGGACCUGCUUGCCCCCUAUGCCAAGGGAGGAAAAAUCGGGCUGUUUGGUGGUGCUGGUGUGGGGAAGACUGUGCUGAUCAUGGAGCUGAUCAACAACGUGGCCAAAGCCCACGGUGGUUACUCCGUGUUCGCCGGCGUGGGUGAGCGUACCCGCGAGGGAAACGACUUGUACCAUGAAAUGAUUGAGUCUGGCGUCAUCAACCUGAAGGACACCACCUCCAAGGUGGCGCUGGUGUACGGACAGAUGAACGAGCCCCCCGGCGCACGCGCCAGAGUGGCUCUGACUGGCCUGACCGUGGCGGAGUACUUCCGUGACCAGGAGGGUCAGGACGUGCUGCUCUUCAUCGACAACAUCUUCCGCUUCACUCAGGCUGGCUCCGAGGUGUCUGCCCUGCUGGGUCGUAUCCCCUCUGCUGUGGGCUACCAGCCCACUCUGGCCACGGACAUGGGUACCAUGCAGGAGAGGAUCACCACCACCAAGAAGGGUUCCAUCACAUCAGUACAGGCCAUCUACGUGCCUGCUGACGACCUGACUGACCCCGCCCCCGCCACUACCUUUGCUCACUUGGACGCCACCACCGUCUUGUCCCGCGCCAUCGCUGAGCUGGGCAUCUACCCCGCCGUCGACCCUCUGGACUCCACCUCCCGUAUCAUGGACCCCAACAUUGUCGGAGCCGAGCACUACGACAUCGCCCGCGGCGUGCAGAAGAUCCUUCAGGACUACAAGUCCCUUCAGGAUAUCAUCGCCAUCCUGGGUAUGGAUGAGUUGUCUGAGGAGGACAAGUUGACUGUGUCCCGUGCACGCAAGAUCCAGAGGUUCCUGUCCCAGCCCUUCCAAGUGGCUGAAGUCUUCACAGGCCACAUGGGCAAGCUGGUGCCCCUGAAGGAGACCAUUAAAGGCUUUAAGAGCAUUCUUGGAGGUGAGUACGACGCCCUGCCCGAGCAGGCCUUCUACAUGGUGGGCCCCAUCGAGGAAGUGGUCCAGAAGGCUGAGAAACUGGCCGAGGAGCACUCCUAAACAUGUGAACAAUGGAACUGUUGUGGAUCCAGCUGCGAGGAGCACUUGGUUUGUAACACAUGUUCAUUACAAAUGUAUCGUCUUGUCAUCGUUAGCAGUUCUAUUUAACGUCCGCAUUUGGAAUAAAGCAGUCUUCACAUGUACACAAA